This is a messenger RNA of Penicillium verhagenii, 1149 nucleotides long. RefSeq lists its product as uncharacterized. The transcript is spliced from 2 exons. The record is from RefSeq and is a predicted model, not a curated record. Bases 1 to 1149 code for a protein of 382 amino acids. Gene Ontology annotation, molecular function: oxidoreductase activity, acting on the CH-OH group of donors, NAD or NADP as acceptor. Lineage: Eukaryota; Fungi; Ascomycota; Eurotiomycetes; Eurotiales; Aspergillaceae.
AUGUCAUCCCCGCCAGUCAAAAUAACUACAAAAAGUGUCCUCCCACCUCCACCACCACCGCAGUCCUGGACGCACCACUUGACCCUCGACACCCUCCUCAAAGUCCUCUACCGCACUCUAUUCAACCCUUUCCUUGCCUGGAUUCUUGUUCUCUGCCUACGCGCCCAGGUCACGCCACCUACACAUCCGGCCUGGAUUGUGAGCGUUGGCUAUGCUGUCUUUUUGUCCCUGCUUUUCAUAGCGGGGACGAUCAAUCACCGCGUCGCGCAUGGUCUCCCGAGGACGGUGGAUCCCGAGCGCGAAGUGGUUCUUGUCACCGGCGGUGCGAGUGGGUUGGGGCUUCUUAUUGCGCAGCUUUAUGCGAUGAGGGGUGUUCGUGUGGCGGUUCUGGAUAUUAGGGAGGUUGGGGAGAAAGAGGCCGAUGAGAUCUUUGGGGAGGACGUUGACGUUAGGUGUUAUGCGGUUAAUGUGGGGGAGAGGAAGGCUUUGGAGGCUGUCCGGGAGAAGAUCUUGAAUGAGUUUGGGACUCCGACUAUCAUUAUCAACUGUGCGGCAGCGAGGAUCAAUGGCCACUCGUUGCUGAAUCUAUCUGCAGACGCUUUUGUGAAUACAGUGCAGACAAAUCUUCUUGCGGCUUUCCAUUUGUACCAGGUGUUUAUGCCGGGUAUACUAGAGACAGAGAACGGUGGCACACUGGUGACGGUCAGCUCAGUGUUGGGCCAGCUAUCUCCGGCAGGAUUGUCAGAUUAUUCGGCCAGUAAGGCUGGGCUUAGCGCGCUGCAUCGAACAAUGGAGGCGGAGUUGCGUGGUCAUGAGCACAUCAAAACAAUGCUGGUGGAGACAGGCCAAAUUUCCACACCUUUAUUCAGCUGGAUCCGCACUCCGAGUCAUUUCUUUGCACCGGUGUUGGAGCCCGUGGAAGUGGCUCGAGAGAUUGUGACCGCAGUUGACAGUGGCCACGGUGGAGUCCUCAGAUUACCGGCGUUUGCGAAAUUGAUCAAUUGGUAUGCCGUGUUGCCAGGCGCGGUGCAGGUCGUAGCGCGAUACCUGAGUGGCAUUGACGAGGCGGUGUCUUCCGGUAAUCAAAGUCGUGACACGCCCAACGGUAGUGGGCGAGUGCUCAGAAGCUCGAAAAAACGGACCGACUGA